Messenger RNA from Cylicocyclus nassatus, 3657 nucleotides. NCBI's taxonomy places the organism in Eukaryota, Metazoa, Nematoda, Chromadorea, Rhabditida, Strongylidae. The record is from the annotation of a GenBank genome assembly.
GAUUAUCCCAUAACUUUAUUAAUAUGGCAGAAGACCGAAUAUCGGUUGUCGCUCGAAUAAGGCCUGGAUGGGGAGAGAACCAAAUAGAAUGGGUGAAGAACGGCGAAAGGAAUAUUAUGAAGAAAGACGGCACAGAAAUCUACACGUUUGAUAAUGUAUUCGAUCAGCUGUGCUCCAAUGAAGUGAUUUAUGAAAAUGUCAUGGCUGGCCUAGUAGAUGCAGCAUUAUCUGGUUUCAACACUGCUGUGUGUGCAUAUGGGCAAUCUGGCGCAGGUAAAACCCAUACAUUGACCGGAUCGGAAAAUGAAGAUGGGCUCGUGCAAAACACAUUCCGUGCCCUUUUGGAAACCAUAGCAAAGGCAAGCGAUCGCGAAUAUAUGAUGCGGAUUUCCUAUAUCGAGAUAUACAACGAGCGAGUACGCGAUCUCCUGAGCGAUAACUCAAUGGAUUUGCCUAUAUACGAAAACAAGGACGGCGUGGCUCAGAUUGACGGUUUAACGGAGGAAGUUGUCACAGAAAACGCACAGGUGGCGGAAUUGCUUGAGAAAGCUCAAGACCGUCGACAGCUCGGUGAAACGCGAUUGAACGAACGAAGCUCUCGGUCACAUACUAUCAUUCGCCUCACUAUAGAAUCUCACGAUGUAAACCAUGGUAAUAAUGCGACGAGGUGCUCGGUGAUGAAUCUAGUCGAUCUCGCAGGAAGCGAGAACGCAGCUGCAGCGGGUACUAAUGGACUCAGGCAGAAAGAAGGCGCAAAUAUUAACCGAUCCCUCCUUGCUCUGUCAAAGGUCGUCUCUAGUCUAGCUGACAAUCAGAAGUUUAUACCAUAUCGGGAUUCGAAACUUACCCGCAUCCUGAAACCAUCAUUGGGAGGAAACUCGAAAACAGUCAUUAUCUGCUGUGUUGCGCCAUUUUCGAUCGCUGAAACCAGCUCGACUCUAAAGUUUGCUAAAUUGGCAAAGAAAAUCGUUACGAGACCAGUUGUCAAUGAAGUGAGUGAUGACGGUGUGCUCGCUGGAUACCUAAGGGAGAUAGCAGAGCUCAAGGAAAAGUUGGAGAAAGCUAACAACAAAAAGGACGAGGAGGAGAAAGGUCGAGAGCAGAGAAUGAAACUGGCCGAGCUAACGAAGGGUAUUCUCAACGGGCGAAAUGCGCUUGAAGCUGCCCCUGUAUUGAGCAGGAAGACUAGAAGGCAAACAUGGGCUCCGGGGAACGGUAUGCUUGGGUUAUUGAAUAGGAGAUCGUUCUCGCCACCUUGUAAAAAGGAACGAGGUCUCGGUCUGAUUGAUGAGUAUGAAGGCCAAAAAUCGAGUGAAACUAUUGACGAUGUUGAUAUGGACAUCAAAAGAAGUUUAUCUCGAGCAUCAUCUGAGCUCGUGUCUGAAAAGCGUGAAGUCGAGGUGCAAACCACUGAACCUUAUCCCAUUGAUCAAAGCGAUGAAGUAGUUACUUUGAAGAAGGGUAACGAAAUGUUGUUGCGGAAGCUAGAUGACGAAAAGAAACGUUGCCAUGAGCUAGAGAAUCAGGUUGGAGAAUUUACGGAGACGUUGCAGUCUAUGAAGGAUAACCUCAAUCAGCUGCAAGAAAUUUCGAGCUGGUCGCAUGAUCUGGAGAAAAAGCUAGCGAACGCAGAGCUCAAAAACGAAGAUUUGAUGAAGGAAAAUAUGCAUUUGGAGGAGGAAAUCGUGGCAAUGAAGAUGGGUGCGUGCGAAAAUGAAACAACCCCGGCCGAUCGAGUCAAGCUACUUACACGCAUUGAUGAGCUUCACAGUGAGCUGCGCUUAUCUAAGGAUGCAACAAUGAAAGCCAUGGGCGAUAACAAUACUUUGAGCGACGAAAAUGAACAGUUGCAGCUGUUGACUAAGGAUCUGCAAAAUAGGCUAAGCGAAAAUGCCGAAGAGAUUGUGGUACUGCAGGGUACGGUAGAAAACCUCAAAAUGGAAAUGAAAGCCGAAAGAAGAGCUUGGAAUAGCGAAAAAGAGGCAAUGUUCAGAGAAGUUCAAGAGAUGAGAGCAAUUGCUGCCAUGAGUUCGGAUACGUUGAUUGAAGCCAAAGAUAAAGAGAUUAAUGAGCUGAGAAAAGCUCUCGAGGAGAAAACAGGAGCAGCGAGUGAGGCUUUUGCGAAGAUGCAGGAGCAGUAUACCAGGAAACUUGAGGAGAACAAUGAAGAGUUGCUGCAGCUAAGAAAAAAUAAUGCAGAUCUGCAGGGAAGAAUCGACGCCCUCAUGUUGGAGAGUGAAGAUGCUGGAGAUGAUCAUGAAAUGCAAUUACUGAAGGAAGAAAACAUGGAGUUGAAAGAAGUCAUCGACCACAAAUCGAAGUUAUUGGAGGUUGCCGAGAAACAGAAAAGAGAGCUAGACUAUGCAAAUAUGACGAUUGAGCGAUUGACUCGCGAAAAGAAGGAGCUCGCGGCACGAUUGAAGACCAAGAGCGAUGGUACGGAAGUGUUGUCUUCUCGCUUAAACAAGAUGAGAGACGAGCUGAAUGAGAAGGAUGCACAACUUAGUCAACUGCAGCAUGCGCAGAAGUCGUACGAACUUGCUAAGGAAAAACUAAAGAAAGAAAAUGCUCUACUCACAGAGGCAAUGGAAAAUCUCAGGAGAAAAGCUUUAGCAGACGAUGCGGAAGCGAAAGCAACAAUCCACGCACAAGACGUUAAGAUAGCGCAGCUACAUGAACAAGCAGCUGAUAGCAGGCAUAAAAUCCUCGUCCUAGAUACAGACCUGGCUAUUGCACGGAAAGACUUGGAAGUAUAUAAGAAUACUGUGGAAAGCAUGGCAAAAGCUCAGAAUGAAGCGCAAGCUUUGGCCAGUCAAGAAACUCAACUUAAACAGCAACUUGAAGACAUGUCCGCAGAAUUGUCACUGUUCAAAGAGGUCAAAGGGAAGCUCGAAAUGGAAUUGGCUACCAAAGAAAGAUUGCUCAAAGGGGCGAUGGACUCAAGAAAAGAGUAUGAAAUGGAUACACAAGCCUUGAGUUGGUUAAGAGAAAAAGCUAAGAUGAGCCAGCAGAUUGAAGAUCUACAGCGUCAGUUGAUAGAUGCUACCGAUGCUUUGGAACAGCGCCAGACCACAUCUUCUGAUAGCCGAUAUCGCGAAGAGCGCAAGCGUUUCUUAGAAGAGAUUGAAUCGUUGCAGCAGAGGUUGAAGAAAGCUACGGCAUCCAAGGCAGCCAUGGAGGGAACAUCAAAUGAGGUGGCCGAUUUGAAACAAUGCCUUGAUGCGAGCAAAAAAGAAAAUCAAGUCUUAAUGGAGAAAAUCACACGUUAUCGAAUGCAAAAAAUUAAUGGUAUACAAUACGUGGACGAACUAAAAGAACAAAUCUCACAGAUGCGGAAAGAGAUCGAUGAAUUUAAGAAGAAAGAAUCAUUACUUAAACAGGAAUUGGAACGCAUGAAAAAAAUCAACGCUGAUCUGGAAGCACUGUGUAGAGAGAACAAAAUAACAAAAAACGUCGCAAAAAACCCCUUCGCAACAAAGAGACCGGAAGAAAGAAGGCCUCUUCAAGAGGAACCUGAAUGCAAGCAACAGUAACACUUAUUUGAAUAGGUGCCAAAUUAUUAUAAUACUCAUUUCUGUGAAUCCAGUACUUGAUUCCCGGGAGAUGGUCGAAAGGCGCGUAUUUAUCGGUUGGUCACUAAGGGAAGCGAAAAAAAGG